AUGCUGUCUACGCUUUGUUGCCAGACACCUUGCGAAGUGGACGCCAGAAUGUUCCACUGCAUGCUUCCUGUGAGGAAACAACUUGACAUCGACUCUGAAUACGAUGACGACAACUUCUCCAGCGUCAUAGUCCCCGACCCUGGUCCCUCGACCUAUACGAAUCGCGAUUUCUGCGAACCAGGACCUUCCACACUUCCGCAGAAGCACAGAGGGCACGGCAAAGAGGGCAAAGGCAAGGAGAGAAAGGGCAAGGAGUCCAAAGGCAAAGAGUCUAAAGGCAAGCACCGCAAAGGUAAAGAGUCCAAAGGCAAGGAGUCAAAGGCAAGGACAGCAAAGGCAAGGACAGCAAGCGCAGCAGGUAGACUACUGUUCACAAGUCCUGAAGCAGAUCUCGAAGCACGCAACUUGACACAGUGGUACGUGCCCGGGUUUCUAGUUAAGGAUGUUCCAAGACAAGAAGAAUCCCACCGAGUAGCGUUACAACGUAGCCAGGUGCACCCAGCUACCGAGGCCCCAGGCAAAGGCAUUCAAGGCCCAGCCGACGGAACCUGCGCAUACCCUGACGGUUAUCUGGUGCGAUAUUAG
Microdochium trichocladiopsis is the source of this 585-nucleotide messenger RNA. RefSeq lists its product as uncharacterized. Lineage: Eukaryota; Fungi; Ascomycota; Sordariomycetes; Xylariales; Microdochiaceae. The coding region runs from base 1 to 585 and encodes 194 amino acids. The record is from RefSeq and is a predicted model, not a curated record. The transcript is spliced from 3 exons.